Messenger RNA from Haemonchus placei, 1275 nucleotides. Lineage: Eukaryota; Metazoa; Nematoda; Chromadorea; Rhabditida; Trichostrongylidae. The record is from the annotation of a GenBank genome assembly.
AUGAAUCUCAAUUAUAGCAGAUUACAUUGCAUUCCUCAAGUUUCUGAGAAUUUAACGGCUUUCCCAGCCGUCCUCAAGUCACAUCUGCAACCCGGUAGAGAAGGCGAGAAAUAUGGCCGCGCUGAUGAAGCUGCUUAUGAAGGAAGCAUUACCAAAAAUGAUUAUGUGCCACCGAUACUGUCUAGCCAAGAAAAGGUUCACUUCCUAAGAAAAUGUUGUGCGUCGCCGAUACUUCGUUUUAUUCUGCAUCUGCUAUCGGACCGACAUCAGGAUACCCUGUGUUCAUGGUACGGUGGUCCAUUCGGGGUGAAGAUAUGGAAUACAAGGAAGUUCACUGAUUCAUACAAUGCGGCUAUGGGAACAAAGAUGAACUUUACUAACAUAUCAAGAGCACUACAAGCUUGUGAACACAUCACUAUGGCUGCCGUUCGACUGUGGAAACGGCUAAAGCAGGGCGAGUACUCCUUUUUCCCUGGUUACACUGGUCAUGGACUUCCUCAAAUCCCACUUUCGGCUAUGCCCCGCGACGUCCCAGCACAGUUUCCAUUUGAACGAAAAGGAAUCAUAAAAAGCCCUCAGACGUGGUCAACGGAAGGUUAUGGUCAACCUGUUCCGGCUCACCGUUAUAAUCCAGCUCCUUACCGUACACCACUUUCGUCUGGGAGUAGGAGUCAUCACGCUGGUUUCCAACCGUAUCCUUCUCCUUGUUCAAUCGUGACACCACCUCAACUUCCCAGUCCUGCCACUUCAGUAUCCUCACAAUCAUGUGGCAGUCCUGAAAUGGCUUAUGAGUUCCCAGUCGCAUCGCCUGGAUAUCUUCCGAUCCCGUGCUCCAUUCUCACUCCUCCACCAUCAGACAAUUCAUCUUCGUUUUCUGAUUCAUUCAACUCGAGUGACUCUUGUUUAUCUCAACCAUACAGCCCAGUGUUCAUUGAACCGUCUUACCAGUCCUACGAAACUACGGCUACUGUUACCGAAGAACCUUCAACAACGAUCGAAAAGGAGGGAAAUGAUAUUUUGUCGCACCACAUCGACGAUUUAUCGGUACUGACUGAGUUCCUGGUUCCUCUCGAAAGUCCUCCUACGCAAUCACUACCUCGACUCUCUCCAACUCCUGCACCAAGGCCAGAGGCUGUUGAACCAUAUCUAACUCCAUGCACCAUAACAUAUCCCCAAGGCUACAGUAGCCUAGGACAGCAGGACAUCUUUGGAAAUACCUCUUCCAUAUCCUGCUCUGAUUUAUCAAUAGACGAGACCAGUCUUCUAUAUCAUUGA